Molecule: messenger RNA, 1860 nt
Organism: Chaetomium globosum CBS 148.51
Lineage: Eukaryota; Fungi; Ascomycota; Sordariomycetes; Sordariales; Chaetomiaceae
Exons: 3
Coding region: 1-1860 (619 amino acids)
Biological process (GO): protein polyubiquitination
Molecular function (GO): ubiquitin protein ligase activity; metal ion binding
Source: RefSeq, a predicted model, not a curated record
AUGGCAACCUCCCACCCAACCGAGCAUCGACAUAUGCGCAGCGGUAGCCUCAACAUCCCACCCCAGGCCACCCGCUCGAGCGGCGCGAUGGGUGCGAUGCCCGCCGCGCGGUUUGAAGGGCCACGCAGCCCACCAAAUACCUCUCACGUGCCCUGCAAAUUCUUUCGACAAGGCGCUUGCCAGGCGGGCAAUGCGUGCCCUUUUAGCCACGACCUCGGGAGCGCCGCCGAGACGGUGUGCAAGUAUUUUGCAAAGGGCAACUGCAAGUUUGGCCCGAAAUGCGCCAAUAUCCACGUACUGCCCGACGGCCGCCGUAUCAACUACGGCAAGAAUGGCGUGACGAUAGGGGCGCCUCCGGGAGUUCCUCUCGGCGCUCGCGUGAAUCCGACAACAUACCAUCAGCCGUCCAACAGCGCGCUGACCAACUCGUUCUUGCGUGCCGACCAGUUGCCACCCUACACAACCUCAGGUCCCUACGGCGUGCAGGAUGACGCCUAUGGCCACCAGUUGAUGGAGAAUGGCCUCCCUAUUAUCGAUACCACCUACAGCUCUAACCCGGCUUCUGCUUACGGCUCACCGCGGGACGAGGACACAAGCCGUCUAGGGCUUGGUCUCUCGCCUGCGAACGCCAAGGGCCUCUCGGUCCUCGACGCUCCGCUGCCGGCGUCCUUUGACAGCAAUGGCAUAUCGCUGGCUGCCCGAUAUGGGCCAUGGCCCGCCUCCGUCCCCUCGAAAUUUGGCCUUGAAUCCCCUUCGCCGUCGCUCCACUCGGCCAGGGACGCUCGCACCUCCGAAACACUGAAGCUCUUGCACACCUCCGCUUUUGGUAGCAACGAGCAUCUGCCGCCCUCUGCUGUUGGCACAAACGACGCAAACGGCUUCGGAAGCAGCCCGCCCGUGGGCUCCGCCACCCUUGGUUCGGUGCUAGGGAGCGACGAAUAUUUCGGGAAACGACUCAUGCACAGUAGCGCAAUGCGGUACACCAAACCGCGCUUGAUCAGCAGCAGCGUCCCGAAGAUCGAUCGCGACUGGGAGGCGGAAUUCAUGUUCGAAGAAGACUAUGUGCCGGGGGCCCUGGCAAACGAGGUGCUCACUCCAGCCGAGAAAGCGCGGAGGGGUUCGACGACCAACACAGUGCGGAUGACCGACACCAUGGAAUCGGGUCCCGAGUCCCUGCCGAUUGGAGCGACGAAAUUUGGCAGCCCCCUGGGAGCGAGCCCGAGUCGCUGGGGACCCCUGUUCCAGCGCCAAAAAGAAGAAGAUUUUGACGCUGGCGGUUCUGCUCGCUCCAUGAAGCAUGUUUCUGCGUUUGGCCACGUGGGAAGUCCGCUAAGAAACUCGAGCCUUGCAUCUGCUCUCACGGCCGAGCUCAACCGAGAACCAGGAAAAGAUGGUGGGGGCGAAUCAGUCUCCGCCUUGACCCGGCAGCUUCGAGAGACGCAGCUGACCGAAGGCGGAUCUGGCAAUUCCAGCCCCCAUUUACACCCGGCCGGACUACGGAACCAAAAAUCGGGCGGUUCUGGCGCGGCUGGUGCGGGCGUGAUAGGGAAAGAGCGGGAGCGGGAGCGAGCCGUGGAGCGACACAUCAGUAGCGGUUCCAUUAGCUCAGCCGUGACCGGGCGGUUCACCACUCCCAUUGACGAGGAGGAUUCGUCGUUUGUCUUUAGGAUGGAGGAAGAAGACGACCCCCAAACGCGCGCCAGGAAGCGUGUGUCGGGAGGCAACCUCGGAGCCACGAGCCCUCUGAGCGCCGCCUGGAGCUACGCCAACGUUGUCGCCACCAACAGGGCCGCCACGGGGGCCCCGAAUGGCAGCAAAGGCGGGGCAGGGAAUAACUCUGAAACGGUCGUAGGGAGAUGA